Molecule: messenger RNA, 1451 nt
Organism: Sclerotinia trifoliorum
Lineage: Eukaryota; Fungi; Ascomycota; Leotiomycetes; Helotiales; Sclerotiniaceae
Source: the annotation of a GenBank genome assembly
GCAUAUCUCCUUCAAAAGUGAAGGCCAUAACCAUUCCGAUUACAAACCAUUCCGAUUACAAACCAAUACGAUUACUAAUCACCUCCGACUACUAAUCACCUCCGACGUCGACUACCAAUCACCUUAAUUACCUUCAAGAUUUUACGGUAAUUCGCCAAGUCACGAUGUCAGAUAGAACAGCGCUUUCUGGCGGCAACUUUACAGCCACACGACACUCCAUGACUUAUGACUACAUUUCCCCUAUCAAGCUGGACCUUGCUGGAAAGAAUGUUUUGAUCACAGGGGCAGCGUGGCAGGACGGAGUUGGAUAUGCUACAGCUACAGCCUUUGUGCGUGCAGGAGCUUCAGCGAUAGCAUUAGCUGAUCUCUAUGGUGUAUCAGACGAUCUUGUCAUGAAGCUUAAGCUGGCUGCAACGCAAGCCGGACGUUCAGAGCCUGUGGUGCUGAGCUGCACCGUUGACAUCUCAAAGCAAGACAGUGUUCAAGCAAUGUAUGAAGUCGUAUCAGAGAGGUUUGGUGGACGUCUGGAUAUCGUCGUCAACAAUGCAGCUCAUAUGGAACCAUACAAGCCGUUACUCGACUCAAAUCCAGAUAUAUACUGGCGAACUUGGGAGGUCAACAUUCACGGACUCUUGAAUAUUGCUCGUGCCUUUCUUCCCGUGCAGCUUUUGAGUCGUGCAAGCAACAAUGGUUUAUGCACAAUGAUCAAUGUAUCCUCUUCAGGUGCAUUGAGCGCUCGUCCUGGAAGCGCGAGCUAUCGGAGCUCAAAGCUUGCGAUCUUGAGGUGGACCGAGUCUCUACAGUUGGAAUAUGGCGAUCAAGGACUUCUGACCUUUUGUGUAAAUCCGGGUGCGAUCAAGACGAAGAUUACAGAGACUGUGCCCGAGAAGGUGCGGAAUUCGUUUCCUGAUCAUCCAGAGAUAGCUGGGGAUACGAUUGCAUGGUUAGCUGCUGAACGUAAGGAGUGGCUCGGUGGAAGGUACGUGAGCUGUCCAUGGGAUAUGGAAGAGUUUAUGAAGAAGAAAGAUGAGAUUAUCGAGAAGGAUCUGCUUAAAAUAAGGAUGGCAUUUUGAGUUGGGAUCCCCCUUGGCGGUCGCGGAUCAUGACUGGCCGAGCCAGGUAUCCAACAUAGAAGCACAAACACCAAGUUGUGGACGAUUAUUCUAAGGAGAUUUAGGAAGUCCAUGGACUUCCUAGUAACAUACAGAAGAAACUAGAACAUAUUGUUAUAUAUAAUUAGAUGAUAUCAAGUAGAUGCAUUUCAUCAGUAUUGGAGUGUUUGAAAGUUCUCUGAGAGAGUAUCCCUCCAUUGGCUGUGGCGAGGGUCUUAGAUAGUAAAGGGAAGCAUUAGUAUAAAGUUACUGGCUAUGUAGCCUUCUACUAUAAGACGCCAACUUAGCAUUUAGAGCACUUUAGUACUUGAAGUAUCACGGUGAGAGGAUAGGUUCCUA